CCUUUCGACGGUACUUGUUUUACAAACAGAAAAUAUGGAGUAAUGGCGGCCGAUAGUAAUGAUGAUUUUUUCGAAAGUGGUUUAGUCAAUUCAAGGAAGAGUAUUGCAGAACUCAACCAGCCACAAACAGAAAAACCACUGCACUACACAUAUCUCAAAGAGUUUCGUGUUGAUCAAUGUCAGUUAUUUCUGCAGCACAAAUGUACACAACAUCGUCCAUUUACUUGCUUUUCCUGGCAUUUUUUAAAUCAAAAACGUAGAAGACCAAAGAAAAACAAAAAUGGAACAUUCACAUAUAGCCCAGAUGUAUAUUGUCAGCAGUAUAACGAAACAACUGGUGAAUGCAUUCAUGGAGAUGACUGCCCAUUCCUUCAUCGUGUAGCUGGAGAUGUUGAAAGACGAUACCAUUUACGUUAUUAUAAAACGUCUCCAUGUGUUUAUGAAACAGAUACUAGAGGUUAUUGUGUCAAAAAUGGUCCCCACUGUGCAUUUGCUCAUGGCCCACAUGAUCUACGACAGCCUGUGUAUGAUGUAAGAGAGUUACAAGUAAUGGAACAAGAAGAAAAAGAUGGAGAUAGCACUAAACAAAUUGUGCCAGAAGACCCAAGAUGGCAUGAUACAAAUUAUGUGUUAGCAAAUUAUAAAACGGAAACUUGCCGGAAGCCUCCCAGACUUUGUCGUCAAGGAUACGCUUGCCCUCAAUAUCAUAACAAUAGAGAUAGAAGAAGAAGUCCUAGAAAAUAUAAAUAUAGGUCCACACCCUGCCCUAAUGUAAAACAUGGAGACGAAUGGGGUGAUCCUGCUCAAUGUGAGAAUGGUGAUAGCUGUGCAUAUUGCCACACAAGGACUGAACAACAAUUUCACCCUGAAAUCUACAAAUCCACAAAGUGCAAUGACAUGCAACAGACAGCUCAAUGUCCACGUGGACCGUUUUGUGCUUUUGCUCAUAUUGAGCAAGAUGGACUUCACUCUAUAGAUGCAACAAAGGGAUCUAUAUCAAUCAUACCGGACAAAGAGCUUUUACAGCGUCAAGGAUCUUGCAUUUCCGACCAUUCUAGUGUUCACAAUUCACCAUUACCAUCUCCUGCUAGCUUGCCAUCCAGUCGAGCAAAUCGUUCAUCUUCCUUAUCUGGACCAUAUGCCAAGAUUGUAGAAGGAACUGUCUCUAGUCUAGCAAAUACAUCUUUAAGCAGUAGUGCACCAGCAUAUGAAAAAGCACCAGGUUCAGGAAGAAGAAGUAGCAGUAGAGAUAGUGACCAGCCACAGCAUUUCUUUGGUCAGUUAUCUCAAUCUUCACAAGGAUCCGAACCGCGAACACCCUCAAAAGGCAUGUCAAUAUCAGCACCGUUAUUUCAUCCAGGAGCACUUCCAGAUGAAUCUGCGCUUGAUAAUGCUUUGCUGGAUGCCAUGGCAAAUGUAGAUAGCACUUUCGAUUUUGAUUUCCCAGAUAACGCCUCAGUGGGAUCCUCCUUUGGUGGUAGUACUGGAGGCAGUGGACUUAAUACUAGUAAUAUAAUAUUAGGACAAUUUUCAAAUAAUGGAUCAGAUCCUGUCUCUAUACCUGGAACUGAUGUUCGUCAUUCAUCGUUUACGUCACAGCAGUCACAUUCACCUACCUCUCCGGGAUUACAGCCCAAUGCAAAUAGUAGUUUUUAUUUAAAUCAGUCUGGCUCACGAGCUAGCUUUAUGAGAAGCCCAAAGUCAACUCCACUUGGAUUAUACGAAAUGAUUCAAUCUCCUAAAUUCAAUUCUCCUGCUCUCACUUCUCCCCUUGCACUUGGAAACUUUGGUAACAACAAUUCUGAUGUUCAACGUCUAACUGAAGAAGUCAUGUCUUUACGUACUAAAUUAGUGUCUUGGGAAGACUCCUGGAACCAAGCAAAGCAAGCAUGUGAAGCAUGGAGACGGGAAGCCGCUGAAAAGGACGAGAAAGCUAAAAUGGCUGACCGUGAGAGAAUACAUUCUCUAAUAAAAAUAGGAGAAGUUGAACACGAAGUUCGCAGUCUGAGGCAAGAAUUAGAAAAUCGAAAUUGUGGCCAAAGUGUCCAUUUAUUAAAAAAUGUUAGUGAUAUAGAAAAAUUACCAAUUUUAGACUUAAAGCAAAUUUUCAAUCAGUUAAAAAUAGAUUUGGACCUACUUGAAAAAGUAAUAAGCAAAAAGGAAUCUAUGAAGUGUACAAUAUGCGAGGAGACGCCACGUUGUGUCGUCACCUACCCAUGCACGCACUGCGUGAUGUGCGAGUCCUGUGCUGCAAAACAAAACGAGUGUCCAUUCUGUCACGCUGUUAUCACGCAAAAGAAUACAAUUUUUAUUCCUGUCUAGCGUGACUGCUUUUAGGAAAGUAAAUUAUUAUUAUUAUUAUUAUCAUUAUACUUGAGCGUUUACGUAACUCUUUUUUAGUUUUAUGUUCGUGCGUGAAUGUCUCCCUGUAUCAUUCUUUGUCAGAAAAAAAAGAAGCAUGUGUUUUUUCUACAAAUCAAUAAAAUUCGUCUAGCACUAAUUUUUUAAAUUUCUUAUUUUUAUAUUUCUAUCAAAAACUCGAGACUUCCAGUGCGAGGAAUGAAGUGAAUUGUUUUCCGUGGUGCUCAUUUAUUUGCUGUUAUUAGUGUCGUCCAUUUUGUCAUGAUAUAUAUAGGGCCUUAUAAAAUUGGUAAUCUUGCCGUUUUUGUUUUUUCUGAUCAAAGUUUUUAAUGAAAGGAUGAGGAGUUGUUAUAGUCAAUACAUUUUGCAAAAAGAAAUUUUUAAAGUAGCAGUGUGCGGCAAGUUAUAAAACAGUCCUCCUUAAUCUUCUUCUUUUCUUAAUGUUAAAUAUAUAUAGUUUUUAGAGUUGAAACUUUUAUUUAAAAAAAUAGCAUAGGAACACGUUUUUACAAUGUGUGUGUUUUUUUGUAGACAUCAUUGUUUUUGAUGGUGUCAUUAACUAUAUUUGGUUAGCCUAUGAAACCAAUAAAAGCAUGAAGAAAAAAAAAGGAAAUUGCAAGAACAGAAGAAACAAAAGGAGAUUCUGCUGUUGCUCUUUCUCUGUGAGGUUAUGAGAGUUUAAAAACUUUUAUUUAAAACGAAAAUUCUAUGUUUGGUUGACACGUUUAUAAUAUAGAUGGUUAAGUUAGAGUUGUUGCUGUGGUUUGCAUCUUUUUUUUUUUUUUUUAGUUGUCAGCCAAUAUAUAUAAUAAUAAAAAAAAAAACAACAACAACAAUCGAGCAUAAAGUAGUUAAACGUCUUCGCCAACAGGUCAUCUGUGUUAAACCCCCUGAUUCUAAGGUGUCUACAACAGCAUUGCUGAAGACACAUGCGCCUGUAACGUUUUUGAAGGUGCUAAUCUUGCUUUGCUAAAACUCUUUUUUAGCUUUUUGCUACUUAUUUUCUUACAAGGUUGAUGUAGUCUUUGAGUUUAUUGAAUUUGGGUUUUAUUGCUACCGGAAGGAAAGGAAUUGUUUGUGAAAGAAAAUUUGUGGAGUUUAAGUUUGCGAAUAAGACCGCGAAAAAAGUUGCGAAGGCGCUCGUUUUUAUUGAAAUGGUUGAAUUAAAGGUUGCGAAUAAGUAACCUCAAAAGCUAUUGUUUUGCUUAUAUCCUAUGUUCAAGAUUUCGCAUUUUUUUUCUUCCGCAAUUUUUCCACAUCUAUUUCUUCCCUUCAGACUCAUAGUUAUUGAAUUUAGAUUGUCUUUAAAAUUUUAAUUUUGUUGUUUAAAUAUUAUUUCAGGGUGCUAGGGAACUCCUAAUAAAAUACUAUUUAGCAAAGUCGAUAUACAUUAUAUUUUGUGAUAUAUAUCAACUUUGAUAAAAGUAUUCUCUAAUAUAUAUUGAUCUCCAAAAAUUUCCAUUUAUCAAUGUUGUUCAGGCAAAACAUUUUCGUAUCCGCUCCUGUGUAACAACAGGAUUUGUUCACAGAGCUUCUUUUAAAAAGAAUUAUUUGUCGAGCAACAAGCAGACCUUUUUCUGACAAAACAUAGCUUUACGUCUUUCCGCACAUAACAAAAACUGAUGCUUCAUGCUUCGAAGUGGUCACGGUUACACAAAACUAAUUUAAUCGUAUUAAGUUUUGCUCAGUGAUUGUGAACAGGGUAUCAAAUAAAUUCGGGAAAAUUACAGAAAACUUUCUAAAUUUGACAUAAAACAAUUCUUGAUGGCAUUUGAAAUGCGUGUUUGUUGUUAAUAUUUGCGAAGGAAAGCUACUACCCAAAUUCUUUCUACUUAUUUUUAUAUGUUGUCAUACUGUAAUUAGUACCACUAUCCUGUCCUGUAAAUUAUCAUCUUGUAAAUUAUCUAAGAAUUACACUAUUAUGAAGCCUGGAUGAACAUUUCUCCCUGUCCAAGUUGACAGAGUCGACGUUAUUUGUUAUUGGCUUUGAAGUACAUCAGAAGGUAGAAAGUGUUAUCUUCUUAGUAUGCAGAAAUUCUGACUGAACCAUAUUGAGCAACAGUUAUAGUUGUGGUUAAAAUUGUCAUCCAGGCUUGAUAAUCUUGUGGUAUUUAUUCUGAAAUAUUAUUUGUGCUUGAGAAUUAAAAAACAAAACAACGAAUGCCAACACCGAUUUUAUGAGCUCGACAAAUCGGCCCUUUCUUUAGUAUUGUCACAAGGAUCGUAUAAAGCGAAAAUAAAGAAAUGCUAUUUAAACGAACUACUGAAGUAGUACUUAUUCUCACAUCUCAAGCGGCUGCUCAGUUCCCUCACGAAGUUCUUCUUCAUAUCGUCCAGAGGAUCCGCCCAUUAACUUAAUAUCACUGUUUUAAACAAUCUCUGAUCAUCCUUUUGCACGUUUGAAUUAACGUACCCGCAUUUUUUUCUUAGUUUUUCAUUUUGAAUUAUGUAUGUAUCAUAUUUAGAUUUUAUUCUAAUCAACCAUUUUCUUAAUAUGACGUCAUACUGAUGACUUGUUGGAGACUUAUUUUUACUUGACCAUGUAAGGAAAUGUUGGAUUAUUCAAUAUUGUGCUUGAAAAGAAUAAAAAGAAUGAUGAAAAAAGUAUAUAUAACCA
Messenger RNA from Hydractinia symbiolongicarpus, 4978 nucleotides. RefSeq names its product putative E3 ubiquitin-protein ligase UNKL. The transcript is spliced from 12 exons. Gene Ontology annotation, molecular function: metal ion binding. NCBI's taxonomy places the organism in Eukaryota, Metazoa, Cnidaria, Hydrozoa, Anthoathecata, Hydractiniidae. Bases 43 to 2322 code for a protein of 759 amino acids. The record is from RefSeq and is a predicted model, not a curated record.